UCAGUCAGUCAAUCCCCAUGAUGUAGCGAUCAACACAGACGCACAACAUCAAGCAAGAGCCAAUCAACAUGUGGACGCUCCAAUCCUGUCUGGGUUUAGCAAUCCAGAUCGUUGAAAUUGCUUUUGUUUGUGAAUAUCAGUCAGAUCAAUGUCACCGAAAUCAUGAUGACUGAUGCACAGAGAAGCACGAGGAGCUGCAGAGGUUUGAAGAAUGAAGAUGGGUAUGAAAUUUCCAUCCCCUUUGAGGAUACCAGCCUAGAUGAGUCUGGUUUCUAUAAUCAAAGUGACCACAUCUUUGACGAGUCAGCGUCAGGUCAGAUUCCUCCUUGCAGUCCUUACUUUCUGAUUACCAGCCUCCGAACACAACUGCAGAUUUCUCUGGAAAAAAACUCCUGGCUCCAAAAACGCAUCGAAGAUCUGGAGGAUGAGAGGGACUUUCUGCGCUGCCAACUCGACAGAUUUAUUUUCACCACCAAGAGUCAGGAGAGCAAUGGCAUGACGGGAAAAGAAACUGAAGCAGAAGAUGAGCCUCAACCCACCAGUCAGAAGCAACCCACCAAUCUGAAGCCACCCACCCGAAAGACGUCCUUUCCUUCUCCGUCACCAAUGAAGACACGCUCUGGAAAAAUCCCUACACGCAGCCAGAAGCGAAGCAGAAAAAACAAUCAAGAAGAGGAGGAGCUGAUUGAGGAGGAAGAGUAUAUAGCAGAGGAAGACUAUGUGGAAGAGGAGCAGGUUGUUACAGAUGAUGAAGGCGACGAAUCUGAGAGCAAAGGCUCACGUAAGAGUCGUUCUGGCAGGCCAAAUGGCCAGACGAGGGUGAAAAGACGACGUGUUUUCCGUAUCGCGCGAAGCAUGGAAAGACAAAGAGUUAAAGACCCUGCUGGUGUUCUGCUUCGCUACAAUAAGAUCCUCGUGACCUAUCAGAAGUUGAAGAGCAUGUCAAGAGCAUUCCAGGUCCACGGGGUGGACCGAAACACCGUCGCUUCCACCACUCCUAUUGCUGAAAUGCUUUUGGUUGCUCCUGAGAAGGUAUCUGAAGUUGGUGAGUUUGAUUCCUCCAAGGAAAAACUUCUGGAUUAUGCUCGACGCUGCUAUAAAGCUCUUGAUGAGGAUGCUCACGCUAAGGUGCAGGCCUUGAAGAAGAACAACCUCUUGCUGCCCAUUUCAUACAGGUUCAGACACUAAAUUUCCACAAAUGUAUUCCUUUUUUGUUUUUGUUCCUCAGUUCUAGAUCUACACUUUUGGAGUGAAAAACUGUUUAAAUUCCAACUCUGUUAAUGAUGGUAAUUCUUCAGAUAAAGUGUGUAGAUUAAGAAUGGCGUGUUGACUAAACAUUUGGACAUAUUCUGUACAGUUCUGAAAGUUAAAGAGAGAAAAAUUAUUUGGGUGAAUAAAUAAAGGGCAAAGAACAUUUGUGAGGUAAAUAAUCAGCCACUGUGUUUGAAGAGUUACCUGUCCUUAUUUUGUAUAUAUGCUUAUGUUAUUUAUUGUGAAGUUUGGAAACUCACUCCUUCAAUGGAAGAGACUUUGAAUUGUUUGUGUUCAUAAGUUGGGGAUCACGCAAAGUACCACUUUUCUUUAGUAUCCUGUGAUCAUGAAGCGAUUCAGGCUAAAGAUUAUUGAAUAAAAAAAGUUCUCAGCUUUCUACUAUCUAAAAGAAAAAAGAAAAAAUGUCUUCCUAAUUCAUCUUCAGACUUUCUAAACUUAAACUGCAGUUAUUUUCCAUGCAAAACCUAGUGAGAGAAACUCAAAGAACAGAAUAAUGGGUUCUGUAUAAAUCACUUUAUCAUUGAAAUAACCUUAUAUUAAGCCUUAUUAAAUAACUGUGGCCUUCCAACAGUUUUAUACUUUAAAAUCAUGUAAGACUCCACAACUUAACCCUUUUUUGUUUGUUAUAUGGGACCAUUUACGCCCAUUUCUUUCUUUCUUCCUUUUUUUUUUUUUUUUGUUUGGUAAUUGACAAGGGAAACGUUGUUGUAAAUAAUUUAAAGUGUGGGAUAUUGUUUACAUUUGUGAUUUUUGUACACUUUGGGUCUAGUCCUAUU
Labeo rohita (rohu) is the source of this 2048-nucleotide messenger RNA. RefSeq names its product coiled-coil domain containing 106b (gene ccdc106b). The transcript has 7 exons. The record is from RefSeq and is a predicted model, not a curated record. Gene Ontology annotation, cellular component: nucleoplasm. Lineage: Eukaryota; Metazoa; Chordata; Actinopteri; Cypriniformes; Cyprinidae. The coding region runs from base 163 to 1188 and encodes 341 amino acids.